Corvus hawaiiensis (hawaiian crow) is the source of this 5219-nucleotide messenger RNA. It is a transcript of the gene IL2RB, whose product is annotated as interleukin 2 receptor subunit beta. Gene Ontology annotation, biological process: immunoglobulin mediated immune response; cytokine-mediated signaling pathway. Gene Ontology annotation, molecular function: protein binding; cytokine receptor activity. Gene Ontology annotation, cellular component: external side of plasma membrane; membrane. The transcript has 9 exons. Bases 1261 to 3027 code for a protein of 588 amino acids. Lineage: Eukaryota; Metazoa; Chordata; Aves; Passeriformes; Corvidae. The record is from RefSeq and is a predicted model, not a curated record.
UCCCACAUGGGGGUGGCUGACCUGAAAGCAUCUUAGAAGGAGUUUCAAUCUGACAAACUGAAUCUUGCCGUUGGGAAGGGCUGAGAACGUAUUUAUCUCUCUGUCUCUCCACAAUCCUCUCAAAUCAUACCCCACAUCUCACUACCACACCGCCCACUUUCUCUCUCUCCCCUGUCUGCUAAUGUGUUGUCAUCAUGUUUUUCUUCCUCUGAACCUAAUCUUUUAUCACAACGGGAAUUGGUAGUAAGCUCAUGCCAGCCCUUUAUAAACCCUCUCUUCCCACUCCUCUGGCAGUCCCAGCAAGGUCCAGUGGGACUCCCCUCUUGUUUUGCUCAGGUCUGCCUGAGCUCCAGGGCUGGUGAGAGGUGAGGGUGGGUCCUUCUCCUGUGGGCAAAGGCAGAUCUCAAGGUAUGGGUGUCCAGGUGGAUGGGGAGAGAGAGAGUCUUGGAUGAGAAGACCGUGAGACCAGUCUGUCUGAUAUGGAACAUGAUUGUACAGGCUUUGUAAGACAAGGAGGCUCCCUGGGUGCCUGGGCUGGAUGAGGGCUGCUGCUGAGUUUCCUUAUUACAAAGCCCAACUUUUCUGAUACCUAAAAUCAUUACUCCUUCCAAGGCAGAGCAAGGGUCUACUUGGAAGGGAUGAUGCAUAGUUUGUGCACAGCUAUGUAAUAUUUUUUUGAUAUGGUAAAGCCUUGACUUUCUAGGACCUGGUAAACACUUUCUUCUCCCUGAUUCCCCCACCUGUCCCGAACAUGGUAUUCAAAAUCUGCCUCCUAAGCCAUGAGCUCUGCAACUAACUUCUGCCAGUUGCAUCCAGAGACCCUCUUACUCAGCAAGCACCUAGUUAUUUCAGCCCUAGGGUUUACCAAAAAAAGAAGCUCUUCAAAGCGCAGGCUGUGCGCAGCCGAGGCAGCACUCUCUACCUGAGUCAGCAAGCAGCCUGAGACAACGUGCACGGACUGCUGUGCGCUCGCUCACGCGCUUUCAGAAGAUAUGAUUCCUCCAAGCAGCCUCUCUGUGCUGCCCUGUGAACAGCUUCACUGCUGAGCAAAGCACCCAAGGCAGGAAAGCAGUGAGGUGCUGAGGGAGAAGUGCAGGCUCUGGAGUGGAAGGGAUAUGAGUUUCUGAACCCAGAAGACUGGCACUGCAUCCCAGGACCGUGGAUGCCGCCUGUGAGAUGACAUCUUGACAUCUUCCCAAGUUCCACUGCUGAGCUGUGUUGUGGGGGUGUCUUCUCUCUUUCAGUGUGUCACCAGUACUGAUGAAGCCUUCAUUGCUGCUUCUGUCUCACCUCUGCCUGUUCAGCCUCAUGCCUCCCUCAUGGGCAUUAGACUCGGCGCAAGGUGCCUCCAGCCUCACUUGUUGGUAUGACUCACGGGCAGCUCUCUUCUGUGACUGGGACCCGGGCAGGGAUCUGGUUGAAGCACCCUGCCAGCUGGAGAUUUUAUCAAAGAAUGGCUUUUGUGACAGCUCACUGGAGUUCUUUCCCCCACCUGAAAAACGCAAGAAGCACUGCACAUUACUCAAGGCAGAGAAUAUGACAGGGCUGAGGAGAUGCAACAAAACCUUCAACCAAAACGUUAAUAAUCAGUGCUUCACCAUUUCAGACCGUCUUGACUUGUCUGUCCAUUGCCAAACUGGAGAGAAUGAGAACAAAAUACCUGUGGAAAUAAAAAACUUCAAUCCAUUUGCAAAUAUAAAGCUGAGGCCUCCAGGAAACCUUCAGGUGGCUAACAUAACUGAAAACACCUCCAACCUAACAUGGAGCCUGAAUAUUUCCUCUCACUAUUUGGAGGGGAGACGGGAGUACCAAGUGCGGUACCGACAUGUGAGUCAGUCCUGGGAGGAGGCUGCAAACUUGCCCAUUGAACAGGACCAGAUGUGGACAAAUUUUGAGAGACUCUCACCCAACUCGAAAUACGAGGCAGCUGUCCGUGCAAGGCCGAGUGCCAGAAGCACCUACAAAGGCAUGUGGAGUGACUGGAGCAAGCCGGUCCUGUGGAGGACACACGCUGACCGAACAUCCCAGCCAGUCCUGCCAGUUCUUAUAGUGAGCACUUUCCUCUUCGUGAUCAUUGGGACUGCCUUCCUUAUUAACUUACGGACCCUGAAAUGGUUUAAGAAGAUCCUGAAGAUUCACAUCCCAGACCCUGAGAAGUUCUUUCCCCCACUCGUUUCGGUGCACGACGGUGACAUUCAGAAAUGGCUCUCCUCCCCAUUCUCCACAUCUUCCUACUGCUUGAACAGCACAAUCCCAGAGAUCUCCAUGCUCGAGGUGAUGCAGAAGAAUGACCAGGAAUCCCAGUUUCUACUUUCCAAGGGAACCCUGACUCCUGAUUCUUCUGUAGAAACCAGUGUGCAAUCUGGAUCCAGCUGCUACACCAACCAAGGCUACUUCUUCUUCCACCUUUCCAACUCCUUUGAGAUCCAGCCCUGUCAGGUCUACUUCACCUACGAGCCUUUCACCCAGGAGGGCAGUGGCAGCAAGGAUGGCGAGUGUUACCAGGCUCUCCCCUCCCCAGACCUCUGCACACUGGCAGAGGGCAUGAACGUGUUGCCCAGCAACUUCUUUCACUGUAUUGAGGCAACCCAGGGCUCCCAAAACAGCUCCUUCAUGGAACAGACAGAAUGUGAAGCCCAGCAGGCCAUGGCUGUUCCUGGGGCUCUCCAGUCGAGUGAAGGGACCUCACCAACACCGUUUCUGGAACAGGAUGAGAAGGUGAUGGACAAAGCAGUUUCACAGCCUGUUGGGCCCGUGUGCCAGCUGGACACUGACUUUCCUGACCCACCGGACCUGCAGGACAGCGAUACUGUCACUGUAACGGAGGGGAGUGGGAAGGGGGGUCCUCCAACUGACCCCUGCACACCAGCAGCAAGUGCUACCUCUGCCUUCUCCCAGCCUCCACCUCUAAGGCAAAGGCAGGAUGAGGAUCCAUGCAAAACAGCCUUCUCCAGCCAGGUCCCAAACACUGGUGCCUACCUUUCUCUGAGGGACCUCCAGAGCCAGUACAGCCAUUGCUCUGUCUAGGAUCUGCCUGGAGGAGACCCACAGGUGGGGAAUGCCACCCCUGCAGGGAGGGCUAGACGGACAUGAAUGUAACUUCAGCAUCAAUCCCAUCGGGACUGCUCACUAAUGAGGCUGAGAACACAGGCCAACAAGGACUCACCUUCAUAACUGAACCUGUUUUUCUGUUAUUACUGGCUCCGAUGGCGUAGAAACUCCUCACACUUCUCAAGUGACACUCCAAACCUCACCAUCUCGUUUUUCCCUUCCCAGCUCCCAGUAGGAGACUGUGCCAGCACUUCCAUGCUCUGCAUUUUGGUGUAAAAUAGCACUCAGCUUUGAGGCUGAGCAAGCAUAUGGUCUGUUUGCCUCAUCCUGGCCUAAAAACCUCUAAUGGGAGGGAGAAGUGCCUGAAGAUGCGAUUUUGUACAGGGGACAAUAACACUGCCAGUCAGUGCUGGGGUUGAAGAUGAAAUGGAUGAAGACAUCUCCUCCUGACUGACCAAGGGUGUGAUUUUUUUCUAUGAUGUCCCCACUUUAGGUUUUAAGCAGAGAUUACAUCCUAAGCUACUUGGUCCAGCUUUAGACUUGAGAGUCUAGACCAUAGAGUCUCCAAGGUCGGCUCAGAGUACAACUGUGUCAGCUGUCUAAGCAGUGCAGUGUAAAAAAGAAAUCCCCAUUAUUGGGUUAAAAAUACUGGGGAAAUCCCCUCCCUCUCUUUCUUUCCUCCAGCUCUGAUGGUGGCAGUAAAAAGAACUCAGACAGUUUCCCAUUUUGCUACAAUAUUUUUCAUGAAAUCGAAAGCCUUUCUGCCCUGCUGGCAAGCUACAGUUUUUUGACUAUGAUAAGCUGAUUGCAGAAUAGUUCAUCCCACAUCCUGUAUUAGUGGAAAACAGCACAACGGUGCUGCCUAUUCCUUCCAUUGCUCAAGGGAAACCAUUGCCUAAUUAGCGGCAAAGAUGUGGUGAAUGAGCCCAGAAAAGCAACCCACGAAUCAGCACCUUUACUGAACAGAAAACCUCAAUCCACUUACAAAGAAUGGGGAUAGCACUUCAUUGUUCUUCUUCCUCUACAUGCCCUGAUCUGGGUUGAGGAAAAGCCACAGAAGUGGUAAGACGAAGGAAGACAAGUUGUUCUGGUUACAUCGACCCCUGCAUUGACCAUUUCUACCAUCUGUCCAUUUUUUUGCCAUAUUUCUGGACUUUUCAGCAGUGGGAAAAUACCUUAGCCAUGUGCUAAGAGUUCCUCUUAUCUCCUAAAAACUCUUCUAAGAGAAUUUAUACCAGAAAGCUCAAGGAUAUUGAACUUGUUAGUGCUCCUGUCACAGCUGUGAGUGUCAACUAGAACUAAUUCUUUCCUACCUCUGCCUGUCCAAUCAUGGAGUUUCCUCCUCCUACACUGUUACCUGACCUGGCAGUAUGCAUCCUGAAUAUCAUUAUAAGUCCCAGGUGCAGGGUCACCCUCUGGCUUGGAUUUCACUUCAAAAGAGCUUCUCGGAGGAGUUGAGCCUGCUUGUAGCUGGGAGGGCUCUGGGAACUAUUCUCUCAUCAGUUUCUUCACCACCUGUCUCAAGACAUAGACUGCUCCAUUAUGUCCAGGAGAAAACAGGAGAGGACCCCACAGCUUCCCAGAUAAGGAAGCAUCAGGUUUUUCCAGCUGUUUCCUGUACUUUUAGAAUCUUCCCAUAUGGACUUUGAAAAGAGACACAAACUCCCUUGCCUCUGAUGGGCAGUUUGCUAUCCUACAUGGGCCAAGGAUCCAAGCUGCACUGUCCUCAUGUAGACCUUCUUAAGCUUUUCUAUUUUCCUUCAUAGAAUCACUAAGGUUGGAAAAGACCUUCAAGAUUAUCUAGUCCAAAUUUUGACUGAAUACCACCAUGCCCACUGAACUAUAUUGCAAAGUGCCACAUCUACUUGUUUUCUGAACACUUCAGAUGUGACUCCACCAUUUCCCUGGGGAGCCUAUUCCAAUGUUUAACCACUCUUUCAGUGAAGACAUUUUUCCUGAUAUCCGACUUGGACUUCCCCUGGUGCCAUUUGAAGUCAUUUCCUCUCGAUCUAUCACUUGUUAUCUGGAAGAAGAGACCGACCUCCACCGUGUCACAACUUCCUCUCAGAGAGCUGUAGAGAGCAGUAAGAUCUCCCCUGAGCCUUCUUUUCUCCAGGCUAAACAUCCCCAGCUCCCUCAGCUGCUCCUCACAGGACUUGAGUUCCAGA